UUGAUCUAAAAGAAAGUACUCCUGUAGACGGACCGACACCUGUCACUAUAAUUAGAUAGUGCAGAACCAGUGAACACAAAUGGGAAGAUAUUCUGACAGCGAUGAUGAUAGAAAGAGGAGGAAAAAGAAAAAGAAGAAGAGGUCAAGAUCAAGGUCCCUUAGCAGUAACAGCAGUAGCUACAGCUAUAGACAUAAGAAAAGCAAAUCUUCUAAAUCAAGGAGAAGAUCAAGGUCUGUUUCAAAAGGUAGAGACAGAAGGUCAAGGUCAUGGAGUAGAGGUCGUCGCCGUAGGUCGAGAAGCAUAGACCGUUAUUCCAGAUCAAGAAGUAGAGAAAGGUAUUCAAGAAGAAGAUCUAGAUCUGAUAGCAGAGGUCACAGUUACAGACGUUCAAGGUCAAGAGAGCGGUAUCAAAGAUCAAGGUCAAGGACACCAGACAAAUAUAAAUCAAAGUCAAAAAGAAGGUCAAGGUCCAUUGACAGAGUUAAAAGUUCAAGCAGAUACAACUCCUCAAGUCCAUCAUCCUCAUCAAAGCUAAAGGAUGGCAAAGAUGAUCCAGCUGAAAUGAUUCCUGGUUUUCAUGAUAUGACACCUGCUGAGCAGAGUAAACUGAGGCUCCAGUUGGCCCUGAAGGCUGCUGCUGCAGCAGAUGAGAGGAUCAAAGACCAAAUUAAAGAGAGUCAGUUUGGUGGAGCAACAUCAAUAGAGGAUCAGAUGAAAUUCUCCAGUGCUGUCAAGGACAUCGAGAGCUCCACUUUCGUGCCAUCCAGUUUCAAAUCAAACAGAUCAGACCGUUCCAAUGUAGACGAUAAAAAGGAAGAUUUCCUGUUUGGUACUGCUGGUGAAAUCCGAGCUGACAUGACGCCACGGAAACCUCUUAUCAUACAUGACCUGAACACUCUCUCUCACCCAAAUUUACAUGUUGAUCCAGAUGAGAAGAUGAAGCGCUGGAUUGAACGUCUAGCAAUGCUUCGGAAGAAAAAGCUUGAGGGAGAAGUCAUAGAUUAAAAAGGAAAGUUUAGUGAUACUAAAUCUGUACUGAACAUUUCAAAUUGUGAUAUUGAAAAAAAAAAGGAAAAAUGUACAUCUUUCAGAAAGCUUCAAAUAUUGCCAUCAAUGGACAUAAAUAUUAUUUUAGUUCACACCUGUGCAACCUGGCUCCAUACCGAGACUGACAGACACACAUAAAAUUCCAAAUUCCAAUUCCAAACUGUACGUGAUCAGUGACCCAAUCCAGGUAUACUCAUUAUUAAAUAAAGAAGUGCAUGUAUAAGAUGUGAAAUUAAGGAAAGAUAAUGUUUAUACUGCAAUGUAUGUAUUUGUAGGUAUAAACAUUAAUUUAUUUUACAACAAUUAUGUGCAAUUUAUACUAAUCACUCUUGUUAGCAUGAUGUAAGCAUGUGAGGGAUCUUACUGUAUGAUGAAACUGCAGUACCCAGGGAAAAAAUUCCCACCUACUUUGUCAGGCUGAUGACUCCCUACCAUGCCCAUUCAGGGAAUCUUACUCUAGGUGGAAGCUUAGUGUGUUACCACUUACCAUCAAACCACCCUACAUGUAGGAGUAGGUAUGAAGUAUAGUUUUAUCCGAGAGAGUUAAAUCCACUACUGGAUAAGAUUUCUCUCCUUCCCUGGUUUUGGUAAAAGGUUCUGUACCAAAUUGUGAAUUUACAUUUAAUAAAUGUUUAAUGAGAAUAGAUGGACUUUUUUUUGUACACAUACCAAUGUGAGAAUAAUACCUAAGUUAAUUCUCACAUAUUUGUUUUAUUGUAAUUUGGACCAACUCACAGUUGAUAAAUCAUUUCAUCAAAAGUUUAUGGUUUGUAUUCAACAACUGAAAAAACGAUAUGAAAAUGGCUUUGUAUUCUGUUGUGUCAAUGCUAGAAAUUACUGAGGCAACACUUGCAGUGUUCUUGAGCAUGUCUAACGAAAUAUAGGGAUUUUACAAUAAAACAAACUGCAUUGAUAAUUCUAAA
Messenger RNA from Ylistrum balloti, 1971 nucleotides. Its product is annotated as serine/Arginine-related protein 53-like. NCBI's taxonomy places the organism in Eukaryota, Metazoa, Mollusca, Bivalvia, Pectinida, Pectinidae. Gene Ontology annotation, cellular component: cytoplasm; nucleus. The transcript has 9 exons. Gene Ontology annotation, biological process: alternative mRNA splicing, via spliceosome. Bases 80 to 1006 code for a protein of 308 amino acids. The record is from RefSeq and is a predicted model, not a curated record.